CCCCCCACCCAUGUGGACCCACCAGCUUUUGCCUCUCGGACUCUUCCUCCACUCCGUUCUGGCCAUCCCUUUGGCAGAGAGCAAAGGGAAAAGAAAUGCCCUUCAUGAUUACCGGAAAACAGCUGAUACCUCAUUAAUAAGAAUAGACAAGACACUGAAAGUGAAAACGAAGCUGCUAAAUACUGCAGAACAGUGUGCCAAGAGAUGCAACAGAAGUAAAGGACUUUUAUUCAUUUGCAAGGCUUUCGCAUUUGACAAAACGACCAAACGCUGCCAUUGGUUAUCUUUUACUAGCCUAGAAAAUGGAGUCAGGAAGAAACAUGACAGUGCAUUCGUUCUCUAUGAAAAGAAAGACUAUGUUAGAAAUUGUAUCACUGGUAAAGGAGCAACAUAUAAGGGAAAUAUAUCAGUCACAAAAAGUGGGAUCGAGUGCCAAGCCUGGAAUUCUACAAUACCUCACGAACACAGCUUUUUACCUUCGAGCUAUCGAGGUAAAGAUCUUCAAGGAAACUACUGCCGGAAUCCACGGGGAGAAGAAGGUGGCCCUUGGUGUUUUACAAGCAAUCCAAAAAUACGUCAUGAAGUCUGUGAGAUCCCCCUCUGCUCUGAAGUUGAGUGCAUGACAUGCAAUGGAGAAGGCUAUAGAGGCCCAAUGGAUCAUACUGAAACAGGCAAGGAAUGUCAACGCUGGGACCUUCAAAGACCACACAGACAUCCUUUUCGUCCAGAGAAAUACCCUGACAAAGGCUUUGAUGAUAACUACUGCCGCAAUCCGGAUAGUAAACCGAGGCCAUGGUGUUACACUCUUGACCCAAACACCCCCUGGGAGUUUUGCUCAAUUAAAACAUGUGCUCAGAAUGUGGUGCACAACUCUGCAGUAGUAAUUGAAACAACUGAGUGCAUACAAGGGCAAGGAGAAGGCUACCGUGGUACUGUGAACACCAUCUGGAGUGGGAUUGAAUGUCAACGCUGGGACUCUCAGGUGCCUCACCAACAUAACUUCACAUGGGAGAACUUUAAAUGCAAGGAUUUAAGAGAGAACUAUUGCCGAAACCCAGACGGAGCUGAGGUACCCUGGUGUUUUACAACCAACCCAAACAUUCGGAUUGGGGAUUGUUCCCAAAUACCAAAAUGCAAUGUGUCCACUGAGCAAGAUUGUUAUCGAGGAAAUGGGACGAAUUAUAUGGGCAAUUUAGCCCAGACACGGUUUGGCUUGACUUGCUCUAUGUGGGAUAAAAACAUUCAAGAUUUAAGAAGGCAUCUACCUAUAUAUAAAGACCCAGAUAUAAGCAAGUUGAAGAAAAAUUACUGUCGUAAUCCCGAUGAUGAUGCACACGGUCCUUGGUGUUAUACUAGUAAUCCUCAGAUCCCUUGGGAUUAUUGUCGUAUAUCUAGAUGUGAGAAUGAUCCAGUUCCUAUGAUGAGCAAUUUAGACAUUGCCAUCAUUCCUUGUGCUUCUACUAAGCAGCUAAGAGUUGUUAAUGGAAUCCCUACCCAACCUGACAAAGGAUGGAUGGUUAGUUUGAAAGACAGCAGAGGCAGACAUUUCUGUGGAGGUUCACUGGUGAAAGAAGAUUGGGUCCUGACAGCAAAACAGUGUUUUCUCUCUAGGCAUAAUCUCAAAGACUAUCAGGCUUGGCUUGGAAUACAUAAUGUGGAAAGAGCUCAUGAAGAAAAGCAUAAACAAGUUCUGAAUAUUUCCCAAUUGGUCUAUGGCCCUGAAGGAUCAGACCUAGUAUUGCUAAAACUUUCCAGGCCAGCAGUAAGCAAUAAUGCUGUAGCUAUUAUCCGCCUGCCCAUUUCUGGUUGCACCAUUCCAGAUGGUACCACUUGCAGUGUUUAUGGAUGGGGACACACAGGAACAAGAACCUUUGAUGGGCGACUUCAAGAAGCAAAUAUGAUCAUUAUGGGGAAUGAGCGCUGCAAUCAGGAUUUUGGAGGAAACGUAGUCCUGAAAGAAUCAGAAAUGUGUGCUCGAGCUGAGAGCAUUGGCAGUGGAACUUGUGAGCGGGAUUAUGGUGGUCCACUGGUCUGCGAACAGAAUAGAAUUAAAAUAGUCAUGGGAGUGAUCAUCCCCGGGCGAGGAUGUGCAGUUCCCAAACGGCCUGGGAUUUUUGUCAAGGUGGCCUUCUACUCCAAAUGGAUACACAAGAUCUUAAUGACAUACAGGUCAUAGCUGAAGAUCCCAGCCAGAAAAGAAAAUGCCCAUUCUGGGAACAUUUGUGGAAAGUGGGAAAUUGCAGUGUAAUAGAGAAAUCCUUGAUUUUUAAAAAAAUGUCAUCCAUCAAAUAUUUACUUGAUAAUAGUCAAGUUUAACUGAUAUUUAUGGCUCUUCCUGUCCCAUUCUGCCUCUGGCUACGUCAUGUGAAGUGAACAGUGGGGUAAGCAAAUGUGGUGACUUAUUUCCUGAAGAUACUUGAAUGGGAAAGCAAAAUUGCUAAUAUGAUGGCUGGAUAAAUAUACAUUCUCUACCCUUGGUCCAGUUUUUUCUAGGCUGCUGGUUAGGAUAGCGUGUUAAUUAGACAUAAACACCCUUUGCAGUAUUGUUCCUUACCAUUCACAGCUCUGAAUUCAUCUUUAAGCAGCAUUUAAUGUGUGCAUAAGCCAGGGACAAUGUUGUCCCCUAAUCGUUUAAUUAUAUUUUGAUACACUUAUCAAUGGCUUUGUGGAUUUAUAACCCAGUUUAGCGAUUAACUCAUGAAGUACAUUCCAUAAUGGUAGUGAAAGUCAUCCCAAUUUCUUUAUGGGACAUAUUUCCAAUAGAGAGAAUGUAAUUUUUCUAGAGGAGUCCAUAAAUGGAACCAACAUCUAUUAUGGUUGGGUGGUGAUUGAACAAUGGAUACCUAUUGUUACUUUGAGAGCAAUCUCCUUUUAAAAAGCUCUUGAUGCAUGACAAAGAGAGGUGAAGGAUCACCAUUAGGGGGGUGGGGGGAAAGUGGCAAACAUCUUGCUAGGCAUACAUAAAGGAAUUCUUUGGAGACCAAGCAUAUUGUAUUGUUUAAGCUUUUUUUUUUUUUUUCUUUUGUACCUACAAAUUUCACUCUGUCCCAUUUCUUUUAAGUUCAGCUAUUGCUUCUCCUUUAGAAGGUAAACUUUCUAAACCACUUUGCCUUCCAAACGGUUCUCCCACUAUCUCUGACCUUUGGCUGUAAUAAAGAUUAGUUCAUUCAUUCAUUCAUUCGUUCCUCCACUCCUGCAUGUUUGCCAGACCUACAUGAGGUUCUAAAUCUAAGGAUAGAUCUAGGAUUUGGGGGUGGAGAAAAAGCAGGGGAUGGUAGAGAGUUUUCUAAACUGCUGAUCAUUCCAUUACAUAAUAUUAGAGAUGGAAAUUUCAGUUAUGCCAUAGAAAUGGCAAGAGCAUUAACACCUCUUAUGUGCUGUCCAUAUAAAAUUCCAGCAGAUCAAGAAUGAAAAUUAAAUUAAACCUUUAUUUUACAGUCAUGUUUCCAACACACAUCAUGGAGCAGGUAAUUUCAA
Molecule: messenger RNA, 3477 nt
Organism: Python bivittatus (Burmese python)
Lineage: Eukaryota; Metazoa; Chordata; Lepidosauria; Squamata; Pythonidae
Gene: HGF
Product: hepatocyte growth factor
Biological process (GO): hepatocyte growth factor receptor signaling pathway; proteolysis; negative regulation of apoptotic process
Molecular function (GO): signaling receptor binding; serine-type endopeptidase activity
Source: RefSeq, a predicted model, not a curated record